Cladophialophora immunda is the source of this 2850-nucleotide messenger RNA. RefSeq lists its product as uncharacterized. Gene Ontology annotation, molecular function: alpha-1,2-mannosyltransferase activity. The coding region runs from base 737 to 2254 and encodes 505 amino acids. Gene Ontology annotation, biological process: protein N-linked glycosylation; cell wall mannoprotein biosynthetic process. The transcript is spliced from 3 exons. Gene Ontology annotation, cellular component: Golgi apparatus; membrane. Lineage: Eukaryota; Fungi; Ascomycota; Eurotiomycetes; Chaetothyriales; Herpotrichiellaceae. The record is from RefSeq and is a predicted model, not a curated record.
GAGGCACCGCGGGUGGUAAUAUUGUCUAUUCUCAGUCAUCAGGGUGUCUUGUGACUGCCGGUCGCAUAUAUCUUGGAUGGUGCAUCUUUGCGAGGGAUUCUUCCGGUUGAGACACGGUAUCGACGUGAUACUCUCACAUAGUGAUUCCAAGUGAUGUGUGGCCUGUAGUGCUGAUGGGAAAUGAGUUGACUAUAUCGCUGCCACUGCAGCUAUCACCAGCUGCUAUACGGAGUGGUCGGUAGCAGGUGUCUUGGCAGCUACGCAACCUCAGUGGCUCCUCAGUGGCCCAUCUGCCUCCGGUAGUGGUUUCUGGUCCCUGGAGGCCGUCGUGCUGUGUGGAUCACCAGCGUCUGCACCUUCGAGCCAAAAGUCCUUUUCUCCUCUCCCAACGUCCAUGGAAGAGCCAUAUCUGUCCUCAUACUUUGUUGAAUCAACCCAGUGAGCCCAUUAUGUUGCUUUGGUAUCGCUCAAGAUAAUCCUAUUGCGCCAAUCCGUCCAGUCCUGAGCUUCUCCUGGUCCCCUGCGCGCUCAUCCCUAUCUGCUCCGUGUCCGACCCUACACGUCCCAAACCUUCGCCGCCUGCGAAACGAGGCAACUGGAAAUCGAUCCAGCACCAAAUACACGAACCCGAUUGACGUCCCUAAGUCGCCCUUCGAUGACGAUUGUAUGUCCGCGAGAUAAAAGUUUGGAAGCAGCGCGGAAAGCCCUCCUCCGUCCGGGGUAGAAGUCCUUAAUAAUGGGGUUUGCACAGCGCCUGUAUAAACGCCUACCUGCACUUUACACGUCGCCUGCAGUAGACGACUACAAGCAUGAAAAGCCAAAGACACUCUCGAGAUUAUCCUUCUUUCGCAGGCGAAUCAGGCUAAAAGGCAACUCGUCCAUAUCCAUCCCAUUGGGCUUCCUGCUCCUUUUUCCGAGCUUGGUGGUCUUAAUCAUCCUCAUUCUUGUCAUAAAACAUCCUAGCUCUCCGGGACGAAUAUUGGUUCCGGCUGGCACUCCUCCCUCAAUACGAAAAAUAAGUGAAAAGCACGAUCGAGUAUUUGCGACGGGAUGCCUGAACCCGGAAGACGCUGCGAAGCAGCCACGUGCCAACGCGGCUUUUGUUGUCCUUGCCCGGAAUAAGGAGCUGGAAGGAGUCAUUCAAUCAAUCAAGAGCAUCGAAAGACAUUUCAAUCGAUGGUUUCACUAUCCUUAUGUUUUUCUCAAUGACGGAGAAUUUGAGCAGGAUUUCAAAGACACCGUCACCAACUACACAAGUUCCCCCGUGGAAUUUGGCAAGAUUGAUCCUUCGAUGUGGGGAUAUCCGGACUGGGUUGAUCAUGAAGUCGCAAAAGAGGGAAUUCGCAAGCAAGGGGACGCCGCAAUCAUGUAUGGCGGCAUGGAGAGCUACCAUCACAUGUGUCGAUUCUACUCGGGAUUCUUCUACAAACACGAGCUGUUGGACAAGUACGAAUGGUACUGGCGCCUGGAACCCGAAAUCAAAUACUUCUGCGACAUCACCUACGAUCCUUUCAUCGAAAUGGCAAGGGCCAACAAAACCUAUGGUUUCACCAUCGCUGUCAAGGAAUUGAAGGAAACAGUGCCAAACAUCUUUCGUUAUGCCUCAGCUUACAAGCGUAAGCACAAUAUCCAGUCUCAAGGUCUCUGGGAGAUGUUCAUCGAGCCUCAACCUGAAAAGGAAGCUACCGCAGACGACAGACGAGCCAAAACAUUGCCGAACGAGAUUCUCCAGACUGAGCCCGGCCAUCAAAACAUCGAGGACAUCGACGGCGAAGCGAUGGAGGGGGAGAAAUACAACAUGUGCCAUUUCUGGAGCAAUUUCGAGAUCGCGCGCUUGGACUGGUUCAGAAGCAAAGAGUACAAUGACUUCUUCGAGAUGAUGGACCGAAGUGGAGGAUUCUGGAUGGAAAGGUGGGGAGAUGCCCCGAUCCACUCCCUUGCGGCGGGAGCGCUCCUGGCGCCUCGCGACAUCCACUACUUUCGCGAUUUUGGCUAUCGCCAUACGACCAUCCAGCACUGUCCUGCGAAUGCUCCAGCUCGACAGUUGCCGAGGAUUCCCUGGCUGGAGAAAACCACCGAGGAUGAGAAGGAACGACAGGAAGAAGACGAGUACUGGGCUACCCCGGAUCCACCUAAAGAAAACGGUGUUGGAUGUCGGUGCCGAUGUGACACUGACAUCCGAGACGUGGAAGGAAAAGAAGGCAGCUGUCUCGCUGAAUGGGUAGAAGUAGCCGGUGGUUGGGCUUCUCCUUGACCGGGAAAGCUGGGGGACGUCACGCAGACGGAACUGGUAGAGCAAGAUGUUUGAUUAUUGCAUGUCAGCCUGGCGUUGGUGUCCUUUGGAGCAAUUUGAGACGCACCAUUUUGGCGUCGGGACAGCACGGACUGUGCCGUGCAAGGAAUAUCAGAAAGAGGCUUGGAUUCAGAGGCACACUGUCUGGGUUUGUUCUCAAGAAUACAGAACAUAUUACCUCCCGCAUCUGAAGAAGCGGAGUGAUGCAACAAGGAAGGAAGAGCUGAAGAAAUGAGGGAGACGGGGCGAUCCAAGGGGGAAAGCCGGCUCUCGAAGAGGUACUGGCUAACGAGGCUGUUGGCACUGAGGGAUCGAUGGCAUGCCGGUGCUGAUGCUGACGGCACAGCGGGUGUCACGAGUUGCAUUGGGGCCUGGGGCCAUUCUAUAAUUGGUUUAGGUUGGGCAAAGGGGAAGAACCCAUCCAUAUACCCCAUGGGAUUGAAGUGUAUGGUUGGGCUUGUGUGAAUACAAAAUAUACCACUUGAGCAUGUCUUCCCACGAGGGACGAUCCAAAUAGACACGGCGAGGCUGGAGCCUAGCCUUGCUUAUCAAAGGUG